Prionailurus viverrinus (fishing cat) is the source of this 8123-nucleotide messenger RNA. RefSeq names its product spermatogenesis associated 13 (gene SPATA13). The record is from RefSeq and is a predicted model, not a curated record. Gene Ontology annotation, molecular function: guanyl-nucleotide exchange factor activity; protein binding. Gene Ontology annotation, biological process: lamellipodium assembly; filopodium assembly. The transcript has 13 exons. Gene Ontology annotation, cellular component: cytoplasm. Bases 194 to 4240 code for a protein of 1348 amino acids. Lineage: Eukaryota; Metazoa; Chordata; Mammalia; Carnivora; Felidae.
GCCGCCAUGUUGGCUUUCGCCGCCUGCCCUCCUUCGUGGAACACGGAGCUAGUCCCUCGGCGGUGGCAGUCAUUUUGCCACCGCAAGGAGGAAGACAACGUGCGAAGUGUGACUGAGCAGAAACACAGAAAGAGCCUGGAACCCGCGGACGGCAUGGAGCUGCCAUGUCGGCCCUGGAUGUAACGGGAGAGGAAUGGGCCGCUGUUGGGCUCAGCCACCGUACGCAGGCUUCGGGUCCGCAGGGCUGGCCGAACGCAGUCCUGACGUGCGCGGGGCUGGACAGAAAGGACCCAGAGCCCGAGUCCCAGCCCUGCUUCCGGACCUUUCUGCCGUGGCCACAACUGAGGAGCCUGAUGUGCACAGCAGGUGCGAAAGCCCGGCCGGCAGCAGCCUGGGAGAUGAAGGUCUGCGCCUGGGGCCUGUGGACACAGAUGUGCAUGUGGGUUUGAACCCCGCUGCCCUGUGGCCACGGGCUCGCUGCCCCGAGAACAUGACAACAGCCCGGAACGGCCAUGGCCGACUCGCCGCGAUCCCCUGUUCCGUCUCUGAUUCCAAAGACCCCAAAAUGGUGACCUACCCAGCGUGUCAGAAUGGAGGCUGCGGCAGCAACCCCUGCGGGGAUGCGGAAGGCGCCGCGGAGGCCAGACUCAGCCCCGCCAGGCUCAUCCGCCUCUUCUCCGUGAGCAGGAAGAGGGCCAGCGCCAACCCGGAAAGGCCCCGCUCCAUGGUCCUGAUGGGAAAUUCCUCCACCUGGAACGCCCUUGCCUCCUUCCGGAAAAUGGGGUCUUUUAAGAAACUGAAGUCCUCCGUCCUUCAGGGAAUUCAGAACCGAGAGGGGUCAGAUGCGGCAAAGGAAGACGCCCCGCAACGCGACCCGGGGAAACCCAUCCCGAACGGUGCUGCCGCCGGAACGCACACCGGCAGGUGCCCCUCCGCGGGGGCGGCGAGCGACCCCGCCGCCAAGGCGGCUCCCGGGGCCGCGUCGGACUGCUCCGACCCCGAGGAGGCCGACGACGCCUUCCAGAGGAGCACCCACCGGUCCCGCAGCAUCCGCCGCGCCUACGGCCUGGGCCGCAUCAGCUUCCUGGAUGGCGAGAAGCAUCAGGGGUCCCAGAACCACGUCGGGCCCCUGGCCCCCGUCUCCCAGGAGCCCGCGCUGUGUGAGAUCCUAGUGAAAGAUUCCGAGAACAACAGCAUCGUCUACCGGAAAAGCAAGAGCACCGACAACUUGAACUUUCUGAAGAAGAGCUCCUUCAAACGGAAGUCCACCUCGAAUCUCAUGGACCUCAAGGGGGCGCCCGAAAAGCCCGCGCCCCGGAGGACGCUGAGCAGUUCGUCCGCCGACUCGGAGAAGUUCGGUGGGGCCGAGAGGAGGACGAAACGCUGGAAGAGCCCGCUGCGGGCCAGGGACUUCGACAGAGUCCUGAGGUUUGUGAGCAGCGCCGCGGACGCGGCCUGGCGGAGAGAGAGCCCCCGGAGCGGGGCGCCCCCGCCGGGCGAGGCCAGCCAGAGGCUGCAGGUGCACAGCAGGCUGCACGACGCCUACUCCCGCCGCGUGUCCACCAGCGCCGAGCGCGAGUGGAGGAGGUGCGCAGGCGCAGGCGCGCACGCCGCCCCGGGCUGUGGCCCGGCGGGGGCGGGGAGCCCCCCGGUGGACGCGGCCGCGUGUCCCCUCGAAGCCGCAGGCUCCCGGGCGGCGGCGAGCGCGGGUCCUGGCGCCGGCAGCGCCUCGGCGAGUCCGGCUGCCGAGGACCCGGGCGGACGCCAAGCUGGCAGCCGGUUUACCUUCGAGCCGGAGCAGCCGCUCACCCCCCAAAGGCCAACCACGCCCAAGCCCCCCAGCCCUCAGAGCCCGGGCGCAGGAAACGCCACGUGUCCCAGCAGUCUCAGCGCGCUGUCCCUGAGUUCAGUGGACAGUGAAGAGAGGGCAGAGGGGCCCGCGUCCUCCCAGGAUUCGGCGCAAGCCACGUGUGACAAGGGCAGUGACGACAGCAGCGUCGGCAGCCACCCUCAGCUGAGCCCCCACCUGGUGUCGGGUCCCGAAGAAAGGAGGGAGGAGGUUGUGGCUGAGGAAUCCUGGAGGCGGGGCUCAUCACGGGAUGAAGAGAGGACAGAGGCUCAGAGGAUCACCAGGAGGAAGUGGGGUUCUGGGAGAAGGUCAAGGCCCCGACCGCUCUCCGACUAUGGCCAGUUGGCCAACCGAAGUCUCUCUAUUCCUGAAGACUCCAUUGCUGUGGACCCCCAGAAAGAGGACACUGUGGACGGGGACCAGCAGCCAAACACGGCCUCCAUGGACCCUGCAGACCAGAACCCUGCCGUGGGCUGUCCCAAAGGCGGCCGGAGAAGACGCCCCAUCUCUGUGAUAGGCGGGGUCAGCUUCUAUGGGAACAGCCAGACAGAGGAAAUAGAGAGUCUUCUGACCCAACCGGCGGCCAGGCCUCCCGUGCCAGCUCACCAGGUGCUGCCCUACAAGGCGGUUUCGGCCCGGUUCCGGCCCUUCACCUUCUCCCAGAGCACCCCCAUCGGACUGGACCGCGUGGGGCGCCGGCGGCAGAUGCGAGCGUCCAACGUCUCUUCAGAUGGAGGUACCGAGUCCUCUGCCUUAGUGGAUGACAACGGCAGCGAGGAGGAUUACAGCUAUGAAGACAUCUGUCAGGCCAACCCCAGAUACCUCCAGCCGGGCGGGGAACAGCUGGCCAUCAACGAGCUGAUCAGCGAUGGCAGUGUGGUCUGCGCAGAGGCCCUAUGGGACCACGUGACCAUGGACGACCAGGAACUGGGCUUCAAGGCAGGAGAUGUCAUCCAGGUUCUGGAAGCCUCUAACAAGGACUGGUGGUGGGGCCGGAGUGAAGACAAGGAAGCCUGGUUCCCCGCAAGCUUUGUCAGAUUGCGUGUCAAUCAGGAAGAGCUGUCGGAGAAUUCCAGCAGCACCCAGGGUGAGGAGCAGGAGGAGGAUGCCGACAAGAACCGCCACAGACACUUGGAGAGCAAGCACCAGAUGAGGACCAAUGUCAUCCAGGAGAUCAUGAACACUGAGCGGGUGUACAUCAAGCACCUCAAGGACAUCUGUGAGGGCUAUAUCCGACAGUGUCGCAAACACACGGGAAUGUUCACUGUUGCGCAACUAGCCACCAUUUUUGGAAACAUUGAAGAUAUUUACAAAUUCCAAAGAAAGUUCCUGAAAGACCUUGAGAAACAGUACAAUAAAGAGGAACCUCAUUUAAGUGAAAUAGGAUCCUGCUUUCUGCAACACCAAGAGGGCUUUGCCAUCUACUCUGAGUACUGUAACAACCACCCGGGCGCCUGCGCGGAGCUGUCCCGCCUGAUGAAGCAGGGCCGCUACCGACACUUCUUCGAAGCCUGCCGCCUGCUGCAGCAGAUGAUCGACAUCGCCAUCGACGGGUUCCUGCUGACGCCGGUGCAGAAGAUCUGCAAGUACCCUCUGCAGCUGGCCGAGUUGCUCAAGUACACCACGCAGGAGCACAGUGAUUACAACAAUAUAAAGGCAGCCUACGAAGCCAUGAAGAACGUAGCCUGUUUGAUCAACGAGCGCAAGCGCAGGCUGGAAAGCAUAGACAAGAUAGCACGGUGGCAGGUGUCCAUCGUGGGCUGGGAGGGGCUGGAUAUCCUCGAGCGGAGCUCGGAACUGAUCCAUUCCGGGGAGCUGACCCAGGUCAGCAGGCACGGCAAGAGCCAGCAGCGGACGUUCUUCCUGUUUGACCACCAGCUGGUGUCGUGCAAGAAGGACCUGCUGCGCAGGGACGUGCUCUACUACCGAGGCCGCACGGACAUGGACGAGGUGCGGCUUGUGGACCUGGAGGACGGGCGGGACAAGGACUGGAACCUCAGCGUGAAGAACGCCUUCAAGCUCGUCAGCAAAACCACCGACGAGGUUCACCUGUUCUGUGCCAAGAAGCAGGAAGACAAGGCGAGGUGGCUGCAGGCCUGCGGUGACGAGAGGAGGCGCGUGCGGGAGGACCGCGAGAUGGGAAUGGAAAUUUCAGAAAAUCAAAAGAAACUCGCCAUGCUAAAUGCUCAAAAGGCAGGACACGGGAAGUCAAAGGGCUACAGCGCGUGCCCGGUGGCCCUGCCGCACCAGAGCUUGCACCCGCUUCACCAGCGCCACGUGACCGUGCCCACCAGCGUCCCCCAGCAGCAGGUGUUUGCCCUGGCAGAACCCAAGAGAAAGCCCUCGCUCUUCUGGCACACGUUCAACAGACUCACCCCUUUCAAGAAGUGAAAACGGAAGGCCGCGCCUCUGCCGAGGUGUCCGCAAAGAGGAGAACCAGUUUUGUUUCUCGCGUGCUGACCCCGGUGCUGAGAACUUGUUUCGGGGGAUCCGUGGGGAACAGAAGGGCGCGGACGCACCUCAGCGCUCAGAGGCCCGGCUCCCCCCUGGGAGGGAGGCGAAGGUCGUGAGGCGCGGCCCCGAUGUCCACGAGACCCCUCCGUGAUCCGUGCCGAGCCGGCCGGGCCCUGGGAACCAGCGACGACCUCAGGGAAGCCGAGCGGUGACCCCAGCGGGCAUCGCCGUGACGGGCACGCACAGUGCUGCCCUUCCUGAGGACGGACCGGAUCGCACUGUCACCGUUGCACGUGGGUUCCAGGGGGACGGUAGCGAUGGGCUUGGUGCGAAGGUGUCUCGCCAGCACCGGUAAGCUCUGCCUCUCUUCCAGUGUUAGGGGACUUCCCGCCACAGCGCACGUGGCCAUCGUGUCCCCUGGUGUCCUCUGCAUUGUUGCCAAAUAGCGCAGGCUGCCUCUUGCCAGAUGCGUCCCCCACAGGCUGGAGGGUCGAGCGCCCUGAAUCCCUCACGCGGAGGGCAGUCGGGGUCACUGAAGCCUCCUGAAGCUGCCGCUGCUUACGGGAGAGAGUGCCGCGUCCCGCCGCGGGCUGGUGUCAUCCUUGCCCCCCCCCCCCCCCCCCCCCGGCGGACACCCUCCUGCCGGAGCGCGGCGGAAGUCACACGCACUCACACGCUGUGACCUAACAGACUAAUCGGACGCACCUGUUUGCGAUAUGAAACCCCACCUGCUUUAAUUUUACGAUAAAUUAACGCACCUGCAGCUGUUGCAAGGCGUUCUUAGAACAUCCGAGGUUUUCCCACCAGUUGUCGGGGCGUCCCCACCAAUCCUGUGACGGCGACCCGAACGGUCCGCCGAGAAAGCACGCGGUUCCCAGCAGCCCCCCUCGGGACCCGAAGCCGAAGCCGACUUCUCCUGCAUAAACUCCACACCCAGCGGGGCCAGCCCCGGCCUUACUGUGCUGUCAGGAGGCUUCCGGAGAUCCGUUCGGUAAGAAUGAACGAAGAGUACACGUCGCCCCAGACACGGCCGUCCUCUGUCCCGGGGGCCACGUGGGCCGAGGCCUGUCGGUCGCAAUCUCCUGGUCUUCGCCCGCGUUGUAAACCCGGAGGGAAAGAACUCGGACGCGCGUCUCCAGAAGACGGGCUUCGCAAGGGCCACGCCGUUGAAACGCACCCGGGGCGCCGGACGGGGCAGCGCGGGAGACGCCCGUGGCUUCCGUCUGAGAAGCCCUUGCCGUGUGCUCCCCGGCGGCCGUGCUGGACGGGAAACCCGGAGCGCCGCAGCCAGAGGGGGUGGCCGUGCCUCCGAGGGCCCGGCCCCCUCCUUUCUCCCCCACCUCCCCUCCACCCAGGGCCGGCCCCAGAGGCGGUGACGUCACGCGUCCAGAAGACGAGACCCUGGACGUGGAGCGGGCCUCGGAGCGCCAUCUGGAAGUCGGGCCCGUCGCGACCCCGCUGCGCCGCGUCGAGGUGCUCGCCCGCCCGCGUGUCGUGUCGCCGCGAGCCGGUACUGCCCUGCGGCCGGCCGCCCGGGGCUGCUGCCGGGGCCCUUAACGCCCCGGCUCCGCUCCCGGGAGGACGGCGGCGUCCGAGAGGGGGCUGCUCGGGAGGCGCCGUGGCUCUGCGGGGCCGGGCGAGUGCGCGCGUGCGCCGUUCCGGGUCUGAGGGGAACGCCCCCUUUUAGUUGCGUUUAUGUAACUGACCCUUCUGCUAACAGAACGCAACGAUAGAUUUCGAAAACCACGCUUAACGCGCUUUUUGUGGGCCCCUUAGUAAUAGCCGUAGGAGUCUCUGUGCUAAACGGAGUCGUUAGUCUAUACGACAAUUUUGGACAGUUGUUUUUGUUUUUUUUUUAAUCUAAGAAAAUUGCUUUAGGGAAGAAAAGAGAAACGUUUGCUUGUGUCACAUUUUCGAUGAGGAUUGAAUUCAACCGAAGAGCCACUUUAGGGCUCCCAUUUACUGAUACUAAUGCGCAGUGAGGAGGGGCUUAAAUUCUGUGACCACGGUUGAUUUCCCCGCCCGGCCCCAGCUUCUGGGUGCCACCUGUCCCUCCGUGGAUUCUCUAGCAGAAGAAGGAAGCUCGGACCCCAGGGCCUUCACGAGGCUGCCCCGUGAACUUGGGACAGUGUGGAGAGUCACACGAUCAAAUCUCCACCCUGAGUGGAUACUGCCUGAAAUCUUAGGCGAUUUUGAAAACUGAGACUUUUUUUUUUUUAAGGUAGAAUGCCUUUGACGUCUUUAAAUCUGUUUGUCUAGCUUGAGUUCUUUUUUUUUUUUUUUCCUUACCAAACGCCUGAGUUCUAUAAAGAAUACGUGGCUCAAGUAUUCUAAUCGUAGGUUUUUGCCAAACUUUCCUUCUUAAUUUAAGUCACGUGUUCCUCUUGGGAAGAAAAAGAGAAGCCAAGAGCCUCCUGUGUGGAUUCUGUGUGUUUGGGAGUCUUGCUUUUCCCUGUUUGUCUCAUUUUAACCCCCCCUUGCAUACUCUGGAUGCCCCCCCAGCUCCCCCACACACACACUCACACACAACCACAAAGAUGGCACAACACUUUGACAGAUUUCACUUAUUCUACUAUUUAUAUUUCAGAAUUUGCCAACUCUUUUGGAAGACCACUCAAAUGACUGUGAGUCAAAAGCAGCCUUCUCAGUUUUAAUCCUACCAAAAACGCACAACCACCUUGCAGUAAAUCGUAAACCAUCAUAAAAUGGGACAUUUGUAAAAUCCUAGAGAAACACCAUUCUGUAUCUUUGGCCCACAGAUAAGAAAAAGGAUGACAGCAAUGUGCUAGAGCUUUCUCGGGGUCCCUUCUUCAUAGUGUGAUUUUCAGUAGAUCUCUUUUCCCCGGUAGAUCUGAGGUUGUUGUUGAAAACAUUUCACCCCCGGGCUCCAUGCUGUUUCUGAAUAUUGUUGUGCCUUUUUAUACCUAGUCCAGACAAAGACCAACUCCAAGCCUGUUCAGAAAAUCCCCUCGAUCCUACGUUGCUGUUGUCUAGACACAAAACAAAAGUGCAUUUAAUUCAGACUUUGUUUCACGGUGGAAAUCUUUUCGUAAAAGCCACAAUCCAGCACCUGUGAGUUGGAAAUAAAUCUCUACGUGCCCCAAUUGCUGGUCUUUCUCAACACAGAUAAGUCCACUUAUUUACCCGAAUAGAGCAGCCCGAGUACCUGGAGUCAGGAAGAAGCGUGCUGUAUGGUCGUUUUAUGGAAGAGAGCAGAAACACAUGUGUCCCUCACAGGCCAGCGGUGACAAGUGUGGAUAAAUGUCCCUUUGAUGGCUGACAGGCCAGGGAUGCUGGACACAGAUCGGCGAGGCCAAACCGCUCAAAAGCAGGUGUCCCUGUAAGAAGCUUACCCUACAAAUGUCCUUGUCAGAAUUCCACUUGGCUGAUGCUGUUCUCUGCAGCAGAAGUAGAGUUCAAAUGGUUUUGAAUAGAAUAAGCAGCCAACUGUCUGAUCUUGAAAAGAGAAACCCAGAAGCUUAAAUAUUUGAUGCAAAUAUACUUAGCUACAGCACGCUUAACUUUAUUGUCUUAGUUCUGUCAUAGGCAUCAACCUUUAUAUUUAGAAAAUCCUUUAACUGAUUCUGUAAUUUAAUAAUUAAUUGGUCUCUUUUGUAAAUAUUAGCAUCAGUUGUGUUUACCCAUUUUGCAAACUUUUAAUAACCUUCUCCUUGAUUUUUAACUCAUCAACAUCAAGACAAUGUUGUUAAGCCAAGUGACAGCUUCGAAACUGAUGAAUUAGCUGUUGACAGCUCAACUAUGUUGUACCAGACUGCUAUAACUUGAUAGGUAUUUCUGUUGAAUGAAGUUUUUGUAAAAA